Messenger RNA from Volvox carteri f. nagariensis, 759 nucleotides. RefSeq lists its product as uncharacterized. The transcript is spliced from 2 exons. The record is from RefSeq and is a predicted model, not a curated record. Lineage: Eukaryota; Viridiplantae; Chlorophyta; Chlorophyceae; Chlamydomonadales; Volvocaceae. The coding region runs from base 1 to 759 and encodes 252 amino acids.
AUGGCAGCGGACCGUGGAGUGCCAGCGGAAAUGUGCAAGGCACACGGCUGUUGGCGCACGGACACUAUGGUACAACACUACAUGUGGCGCGACAUUGCGGCCAAACUUGAAGUCUCCCGCCGCCUAGGCCUCGCCGAGCCGGGGGGCCAGGCUGCAAGUAGCAGCGCUGGAGGAAGUGCCACCGCUGUCCCCAGCACCCGCGGCGGCAGCACCGCCGGCGGCCACACCGAUGGAGGCCAGCCGGACGGUAACAGCAACGGCAAAGGGCAACCAGGCAACGGCGGCCCCAGGGCCACCGAAUGCUCAGUUGUCGAACUCACGGCAGCACAGCGCCUGCACCACCAGUACAGUCACCCUGAUUACCGCGUGCUGGAGCAGCUGAUCAGCAAGCAGCUGGUGCAGGGACCACAGGUCACUCCAGCAGCACUGUGCCAGGCAGUGGAGGCUGUCUGCAGGGCCUGUGACACCGUGAAGGCCACCGCAACCAUCCACCCCAGCUGCCGCAACCGGCCACAGCACACACUGGAGGUCGUACACUCUGACCUGUGUGUGCCCAUGCCGACCACAUGUAAGAGGGAUCAGCUCCCCUGGCAUCUCCCAACUGAGUACUCUUGCCUGGUCUUACAUUGGUGCGAAUUGCUAGGAGGUGGGAACUCCCCGAAUCGAAUCCGGUUGGGAACAGAUCGCACACCAGGCAUGAUGCAGCAUACUCUUACCCCAAAGGUGGAUGCCCGGGCGGGCGAGAAGUCUACCAGCUGA